This is a messenger RNA of Meriones unguiculatus (Mongolian gerbil), 292 nucleotides long. Its product is annotated as NADH dehydrogenase [ubiquinone] 1 alpha subcomplex subunit 1-like. The record is from RefSeq and is a predicted model, not a curated record. The transcript has a single exon. NCBI's taxonomy places the organism in Eukaryota, Metazoa, Chordata, Mammalia, Rodentia, Muridae.
AUGUGGUUCAAGAUUCUCCCUGGACUUGCCAUUGUAGGCAUGUAUUUAGUCAUCCCCAGAUUAGCUGCUGUGUACAUCCACAAAUUCACUAAUGGGAGCAAGGGAUAAAGAGUGGUCAGACUUCCCUACCCGUAGGUUUUGAUGGACAGAGAUAGGCACAACUGUGGAGUCAAUCACAACUAUGUAUCCAGGGGUUUGGAAAACACUGAUUAAGAAAGCAUUUUCCUAGUUAAUGAGAAAAUUAAAAUUCUACCCCCUAGCCCUCCCAAAAACAUAAGCAAACCAAAACUCU